GAUUUAGAGAUGAGGGAGUACAGCCAAAACGAUUCCUCCGCUGGAAGUGAGGAUUUUUCCCAUGGCGACCGCUGCUGCCUCCUUCCGCCCUCUCACCGCCGCUGCAGCUCGAUGUCAGUCCUCAACCUCCUUUUUUUCCCGCCGUUUCGCUCUCUUCCACCUCGCCAGCGCUGUACCACAAGCCCAAUUGUUUGGUAUAAAACCUUUGCAACUGAAAAGGAUGGCAGCAGAAGAAGUCUUAGUCCGUUCUACUGGAAACAUUGCUCAAACUAGUACUACUAUUAGUCAGGAGAAUGCCUUGGAAUGGGCCAAGAAGGACAAUCGAAGGCUACUUCAUGUUGUCUAUCGUGUGGGUGAUUUGGACAAAACAAUAAAGUUUUAUACGGAGUGUUUGGGUAUGAAAUUAUUACGGAAGCGUGACAUCCCUGAGGAACGAUAUACAAAUGCUUUCCUUGGCUAUGGUCCUGAAGAUUCACAUUUUGUUGUUGAGCUCACUUAUAAUUAUGGAGUUGAAAAAUACGAUAUUGGAGCGGGUUUUGGUCACUUUGGUGUUGCAGUUGAAGAUGUUGCUAAAACUGUUGAUCUUAUAAAAGCCAAAGGGGGUAAGGUGACAAGGGAACCAGGUCCUGUAAAGGGUGGUAAAAGUAUCAUUGCAUUUAUUGAAGAUCCCGAUGGUUACAAAUUUGAACUUUUGGAGAGAGGUCCAACACCAGAACCAUUGUGCCAAGUAAUGCUUAGAGUGGGAGAUCUUGAUCGAUCUAUAGAAUUCUAUAAGAAAGCUUUUGGCAUGGAUCUUCUACGUAAGCGGGAUAAUCCGGAAUAUAAGUAUACAAUUGCAAUGAUGGGUUAUGGUCCUGAAGACAAGAGUGCUGUACUAGAGUUGACCUACAACUAUGGGGUUAAAGAAUAUGACAAAGGAAAUGCUUAUGCACAGAUUGCAAUAGGCACAGACGAUGUAUAUAAAACUGCAGAGGCUAUAAAAUUGUAUGGUGGAAAGAUCACUCGCGAACCUGGACCUUUACCUGGCAUCAGCACUAAGAUCACCGCUUGCUUGGAUCCUGAUGGUUGGAAAACAGUCUUUGUUGAUAACAUUGAUUUUGCAAAGGAAUUGGAAUGAGCUACCUACACAAUUCCCAAGGCUUUUUAAUUUUCCAAUCAUUCUUGAAGAAGCUUCCUGUUUCAGAUCUUAAUCUGUAAAUAAAGCCUUUGAUUCUACCAUGUGAAUGUGUAACAUAGAGUAACAACUGCAAUCGGAGAAGACUGUAGAUGUGAGUUUUAUUUUGCAAUGUUUGUUCAUUAAUUUAAUUAUCUUUUUGGGGGAUUUGAGUUUCAUUACAUGUCAUGAAUGUCAAAUAGUACUUUUUCAGUCU
This is a messenger RNA of Dendrobium catenatum, 1370 nucleotides long. RefSeq names its product probable lactoylglutathione lyase, chloroplastic. NCBI's taxonomy places the organism in Eukaryota, Viridiplantae, Streptophyta, Magnoliopsida, Asparagales, Orchidaceae. The transcript is spliced from 9 exons. Bases 62 to 1117 code for a protein of 351 amino acids. Gene Ontology annotation, cellular component: cytoplasm. The record is from RefSeq and is a predicted model, not a curated record. Gene Ontology annotation, molecular function: metal ion binding; lactoylglutathione lyase activity.